CUACAUCUUCAUCUUUGAUUUAUCUGUACGAAAAUCCGACGAAACCUAUACGAUUGAACGUCCUCCCGAAUUUCCUUUGUCUGUAAUCCUGUUGCUCGGCCGACUCCAACCUCGAACUCAACCCUACUCUACUCUCCCCAAUUGUGGUUGCUUGUGGAUGCACCCUUUGAUCAAGGAGCUUCGCAUCCGCAAUCACGAUGGGGUCUACCGAAUUUGGAAAUUUUCAUGACUUUUGCAGAGACUCGACUCUCCCAGUCUGUAAUCUUCUGUCCCAGAACCACGACCAGAAUGGCAACUGGGGAGGCUGCGAGCUCACGGGUAUCUCCCUGAGUGGAGGGCGACAUCUUGGAAACUUGGGAUCAAUCCUCCUCGCUGGAGCUGCCAUUAUUACCGCCGUCUUUCUCCUGUUGCGAUCCGAGAAGAAGCGGGCUGCCGUUGGUCGAAGGGAGAUGCAAAUGUUUCUCAUCGGCUACAUCAUCAUCAGUAUAUGCGAGAUCUUUUCAGUAGGAGAGUUUCCACUGAAUAGCACCGUGAGAAUUGCUUUCUCUGCUAUCCAUAUCGGCAUGAUCAUUGCCACAUGUUGGAUUCUAAUGCUUAACGCCGUUGUUGGCUAUCAGAUCAUCGACGAUGGAACGCCACUCUCGAUGGCCCUAAUUGCCAUUUCGGCUCUUCUGUUGCUUAUUGGAACUGGCUACAUCGCCCUCGACACCGGCUUCUCGUGGACUGGCUACUGGGACGAUAGCUACGAGGCCCCCAGGAACCGAAACAUCGCCCUCUACGUCCUUUACCAACUUGUCCCUCUAAUCCUCCUCGUCGCCUUCCUUGUUCUUGAGGCUAUCCUUGUAAUUCGAAUUCUGGGCGAGACGCGUCCUAUGAUUUAUCUUGCCGCCGCAGCCCUUCUUUUUGCCAUCGGUCAGGUCUUCAACUACGCGAUCAGCAAGUAUAUCUGCGACGGCACGAGUGGAAAGAUCGAUGGCGCCCUUUUCCAGACGCUCUUCACCCUGUUAUCUGUUAUCAUGGUUUGGGUUUUCUGGUCCAGUAUUACUGAGGACGACUGGCCCAUGCCUGUAACCAACACCUACCCCUGAUGCGGCACAUGUGCAUUUUGGCGGUAUUGUUCUUGGGACGGCGUUCAGUGGCGUAUCUUUUUUUUUUUUUUUUUUUUUUCGGUUUCGAUAUCCCUCAUUACACUCGGCGGCCGAGCUCACGGUCGAACGACGUACACACGUUGACGAAUACGAUUUUUUCUGGAGUAAAACGAAGUUGAUUUUCAUU
This is a messenger RNA of Fusarium oxysporum Fo47, 1275 nucleotides long. RefSeq names its product chitin synthase III catalytic subunit. The transcript has 4 exons. NCBI's taxonomy places the organism in Eukaryota, Fungi, Ascomycota, Sordariomycetes, Hypocreales, Nectriaceae. Bases 198 to 1088 code for a protein of 296 amino acids. Gene Ontology annotation, cellular component: endoplasmic reticulum membrane. Gene Ontology annotation, biological process: protein folding. The record is from RefSeq and is a predicted model, not a curated record.